GAGUGCCAGUUUUGCUCCAGAAACCAGUUGCUAGUUUGGAGAUGAAAUGCGAGUCACUGGGGAACCCUGAACCAUCGGUAACAUGGACAAAGAAUGGAAAAGAGUUGCACUACAGCAGCAGGCCUAUUGCCCAGCGGCUCACUGAGGAUCCAGUCUCCAAACAAGGCGGACGAGGGUCUGUACACCUGUACUGCCAGGAACCGUCUUGGAUAUACAUCUCUUUCGUCUUUGCUGCAUAUUACAGGUGGCAAAGGAAGAAACUGUGUCCAAGGUAACAAUAUGGGAGUGACAGGCCCUCAUUGCCCUGAGAGGACAAACAGCAGCCAGUCAGCUGAGCUGUGUCAUGGACAAGACUGCCCCUUCAGGUGGCGAGUGGAUCCUUGGGCAACAUGCUCAGCCACUUGUGGAGGUGGAUCCCAGACCAGGAGUGUCCGCUGCAUGAAGGGUCCUGAAGGCAGGUCAAGAGAGGUGGAGAGCCAGCACUGCAUUGGCACAGGGAGAAGACCCUCUGACACCAGGCAAUGCAACCUUCUGCCCUGUGCUAGAUGGGCCACUACCCACUGGGGGCCGUGUCAUGGUCAAUGUGUGGGUCCCAGUUUGGCUGCACAGCACCGCCAUGUUUACUGCCAAGACACAAACGGAACCAAAGUCCCCUACAGGAUGUGCAGUGGACUCCAAAGGCCCAGCUCCCUGAAGAAUUGCUCCACAGAGGCAUGUGCCCUUCAUUGGCGAGUAGGGCCGUGGACACAGUGCACCGCCACCUGUGGACGACAUGGUUUCCAGUCACGCCAAGUGACCUGCACACACCGCCAAACUGGCAAGGCUAUGCGUGAGCAUCACUGCAUGUGGAGGCCACGCCCUCCUAGCUGGCAGCGAUGCAAUAUUUUGUCCUGUGGCAGAGCCGCAGACUGUCGAGACAGCACAAAGUACUGUGAGAAGGUUCGACAGCUGGAGCUCUGUGUGCUGCCUCAGUUUAAGAACCGCUGCUGUCACUCCUGCCGAAACACCUGAGAUGGAGAUGUGAGACGAGGGCCACGGACAACCUGGAUAGGUCAGAGAAGGUGCUCAGAAUGCCAACAGAGACUUCUUUAACUCACCCUAACACCCACAACUGUCUUCAGGGAACAGUCUUGGAUGGGGAUACUUGAGUGUGGAGGAAUUUUUAGACGGUCAUACCUCAAGUGGUUGUGAUCUACUUUCCUCUAAGAUGCCAUGGGUGGUUUGAAUUUAAAAGUAUUGUUUUGGAGAGAAGUGACAUGUCACUUAAUGAAGGCUUCAGUUUUACUUCUUUUCUUAAAAUCUGAAGUUAAUUUCAAUAGCUUUCUUAAAUUAUGCAAAUGUGACUAUGAAACAUUUCUAUUGUGAGUAAUAGAAACUUGUGCUGACUGCAUGGUUUCAUAUCUAAGGGGGAACUCAUGAAGAGGCAUUAUGUCAGUGACACAUGAUCCACACACAUGGUAUUGGGUUUAGUUUCAGGGUUUUUCCUUAAAAAACAAUGCCACACCUCCAUAUUCUAGCAGCAUUAUUCCACAUCCAAAAUAGGGUGUUAAAAUGCAUGUUAUCAUGCAACGUAACACGUAAUAUACAAAAUAUGUCAGCAUACCCAAGAUAUCUGAAUUUGUGAUAACCACUGGAUAGUUGUGUGAUUUUACUGCAAUUAUCUCCAAAACAGUGUUGUUAAACAGUUUAGAUACUAAAUGAGCUUUUAUUAAUGUGGUGAACUGAAAUACAGCAUAAUGCUGCAUAUAAAGGGGAAAUAGCUAACAUGACUAAAAGUCUAACAUUUGAUAAAUGGUAUACAUCUGAAAAACCAGCCACCUGGAAAAUAGAUCAUGAACUGUGCUACCAUUUUGUUGACCACAAUGAUUGGUCAAGUCAUUAAAAGAGGAAAGAAAUUAGGGCUGGACUUGUUUUAACUGCAUUUUUGGCAGAAUAGAAAGUAGGACAAGAUUAAGAUUUCUCUUGCAUGGGUUGCACUAAUGGAGGUGUAUGACUGAAGCAAAUAGUUUUUGGGAAAAAAGACACUCAUUUUGCACUCAGAACUCAUCCAAGUCUUUGUUAAGAACAUGGCUUGUAGAGUUUUUUUUAAUCUAAUUUGUUGUUAAAGUUACAUUGUUUAUAUUUUGUUUUGUGAUUUUGAUAUUUCUUGGAAAGAUUUUUGUCAAAAUGUCCCUUUAACCACUUUGUGAUGUUAUAGCACGUAAUGAAUCUUAAUUCAUUCUGUCCACCAAACAUUUCAGAAAGAAUCUGACUCAGAUUUGAAACCUCUUUUAUGUAAAUAUUUUGCCUUACAGCACACAUUGUUAGCUGAAAUAAUCCUCUCUUGCAGCUUUAGUAAAAAUGACCUCUGUGUCAUUAUAGUUGUGGGUCAAAACAGUAGGGAAGUUUUUAAAAUCAUUAUUUAUGUACAGCACGUUGCCACAUAGGCAGGGUUUGCACUUUUGACAUUAUGUGCUCAGUUCAAUAAUGCUUAGAAGACAUCUUCAAGUGCAACAUACUUUAAUAGCAGACUACUUGGCCUUUCAUUGAGGUGUGAUUAUUUGAUUUUAUGAGAGAAAAACAUUAUUAACAUAUUAUGUUUGCUCUUAAGUUAUGUAGAUAUUUGUUUUGUCUUCAAACUAUUUAUUUUCAUGUGUGUUCUUGUGCAUAGUUUUGUAAAUAAUUACUGGGGUGGGUUUUAAGUAUUCAUUUCCCUUCAACUGGUGGUAUUUGAUGUGCAUGCAAUGGGGACCCUCUGCUGGUGACUUGAUGUGUUGCUCUCUGCUCAUACCUGGUUAAUCAUGAAAUAAAACCAAACACAUUCCUUUUAUAAGCC
Molecule: messenger RNA, 2815 nt
Organism: Thunnus maccoyii (southern bluefin tuna)
Lineage: Eukaryota; Metazoa; Chordata; Actinopteri; Scombriformes; Scombridae
Product: ADAMTS-like protein 1
Exons: 7
Coding region: 94-1011 (305 amino acids)
Biological process (GO): extracellular matrix organization
Cellular component (GO): extracellular matrix
Molecular function (GO): metalloendopeptidase activity
Source: RefSeq, a predicted model, not a curated record